Molecule: messenger RNA, 555 nt
Organism: Chrysochloris asiatica (Cape golden mole)
Lineage: Eukaryota; Metazoa; Chordata; Mammalia; Afrosoricida; Chrysochloridae
Gene: GSKIP
Product: GSK3B interacting protein
Exons: 5
Coding region: 1-555 (184 amino acids)
Biological process (GO): regulation of canonical Wnt signaling pathway
Cellular component (GO): cytoplasm
Molecular function (GO): kinase regulator activity; protein kinase A binding
Source: RefSeq, a predicted model, not a curated record
AUGGAGACAGACUAUAACCCGAUGGAGCUAAGCAGCGUGUCUGGGUUUGAAGAGGAUGGUGCACUCAAUGGUGUGGAAGGAAGCCACCAUACUGGCAGCCGCUUGCAGAAGCUGAAGGUGGCCACACUGCCGCUAACCCACCUGUUUUUCUUCUCUCUCACUGCUCCUGGUCAGCUGCCACUUCCAGGCAACACUCCGGCCGCCUCUCUGUCCAGUCUUCUGAAGCUCAGUGUCCCAGGACCACCGUCUGUGGUCGGUUACGCCUUUGACCACGUGGACCAUGACUUACAGACUCCCUACCAUGAAACCGUGUACUCCCUGCUCGACACCCUUAUGCCAUGGCACGUUGGCACACUUGCCACACAGCAGGGCAGCAGUGGUGCUAGUCCGCUGACCCCUAAAGCACUGCAGAGGCUGGGCAGGAUGCGACCCGCCUCCAAAGAGCAACGUCUUCCUAGCUCCCUAGAUCAGCUCGAGCAACGUCUCGCCUGGCAUACUUGCCCCCCUCUUGCCCCGCCCUGCCCUGCCCUGUCCUGUCCGGUGUCCUCGCCGUAA